Molecule: messenger RNA, 6405 nt
Organism: Mus musculus (house mouse)
Lineage: Eukaryota; Metazoa; Chordata; Mammalia; Rodentia; Muridae
Gene: Jade2
Product: jade family PHD finger 2
Exons: 13
Coding region: 472-2961 (829 amino acids)
Biological process (GO): protein ubiquitination
Cellular component (GO): nucleoplasm
Molecular function (GO): ubiquitin protein ligase activity
Source: RefSeq, a predicted model, not a curated record
CCUCGCGGGCUCCGGCCGGCCCGAGGGGCUGCGGCGCUACCGGGGUGCGGGGUGGGGAGGCUGAGUGGCGGGCACCGGGGCACGGGAAACCUGGAGCUAUCUGCCCUUCUGUCUCCCGAGUUUCAUUUUGUUGAUACGCAGCACGUCCGGGUGCCGAACCGGGCUGAGCCGAUGCACAUGACCCCGCACUGGGCUCACGUGCAGCCGGUCCAGUCCUAGACACCUUCCGGGGGCCACCGCCUCCGCCCUGCGCCCCCUUUCCAGGCUGGGUGCACGAGGGAGCUGCACGCGGGGGCAGCAUGCUCGGUUCUUGGGUUCAGAGGCAUUGCACAAAUUAGUUUUUUUUUUUUUUCUUCUUAAGGGGCGGGGGACAACGUUCCCAGGGCCCCAGGCGAACACACCAGCCCUCCAGGCCCUCCGGUCCCAUCUUCCUUGGGCGGGUUAGGACUCGCAGAGCAAUCUACUAAGCAGAUGGAAGAGAAGAGGCGAAAAUAUUCCAUCAGCAGCGACAACUCUGAUACCACUGACGGUCACGUGACAUCCACAUCAGCAUCAAGAUGUUCCAAACUGCCCAGCAGCACCAAGUCGGGCUGGCCCCGGCAGAACGAGAAGAAGCCCUCAGAGGUUUUCCGGACAGACUUGAUCACAGCCAUGAAGAUCCCAGAUUCAUACCAGCUCAGCCCGGAUGACUACUACAUCCUGGCGGACCCGUGGCGACAAGAAUGGGAGAAAGGGGUGCAGGUACCUGCUGGAGCGGAGGCCAUUCCAGAGCCUGUGGUGAGGCUCCUCCCACCACUGAAAGGCCCCCCCACGCAGAUGUCCCCAGAUAGCCCCACACUUGGUGAGGGUGCCCAUCCUGACUGGCCAGGAGGCAGCCGCUACGACCUGGAUGAGAUCGAUGCGUACUGGUUGGAACUUCUCAACUCGGAGCUCAAGGAGAUGGAGAAGCCCGAGCUGGAUGAGCUAACGUUAGAGCGUGUUCUAGAGGAGCUAGAGACAUUGUGCCACCAGAAUAUGGCACAGGCCAUUGAGACACAGGAGGGGCUGGGCAUCGAGUACGACGAGGACGUUGUCUGCGACGUGUGCCGUUCCCCUGAAGGCGAGGAUGGCAACGAGAUGGUCUUCUGUGACAAAUGCAAUGUCUGUGUGCACCAGGCAUGCUACGGGAUCCUCAAGGUGCCUACGGGCAGCUGGCUGUGCCGGACCUGUGCCCUGGGAGUCCAGCCUAAGUGCCUGCUCUGCCCCAAGCGAGGAGGAGCCCUGAAGCCCACUAGAAGUGGGACCAAGUGGGUACACGUCAGCUGUGCCCUGUGGAUUCCUGAGGUCAGCAUUGGCUGUCCAGAGAAGAUGGAGCCCAUUACCAAGAUCUCGCAUAUUCCGGCCAGCCGCUGGGCCCUGUCCUGCAGCCUCUGCAAGGAGUGCACAGGUACCUGCAUCCAGUGUUCCAUGCCUUCCUGCAUCACAGCAUUCCACGUUACGUGCGCCUUUGACCGAGGCCUGGAAAUGCGGACUAUAUUAGCUGACAAUGACGAGGUCAAGUUCAAGUCACUUUGCCAGGAGCACAGUGACGGGGGCCCUCGGAGUGAGCCUACUUCUGAGCCUGUGGAGCCCAGCCAGGCCGUUGAGGAUCUGGAAAAGGUGACCUUACGCAAGCAGCGGCUGCAGCAGCUGGAAGAAAACUUCUAUGAGCUAGUGGAGCCAGCUGAGGUGGCUGAACGGCUAGACCUGGCUGAGGCACUGGUGGACUUCAUCUACCAGUACUGGAAGUUGAAGCGGAGAGCUAAUGCCAACCAGCCGCUGUUGACGCCCAAGACUGACGAGGUGGACAACCUGGCCCAACAGGAACAGGAUGUCCUCUAUCGACGCCUGAAGCUUUUCACCCACCUGCGGCAGGACCUGGAGAGGGUAAGGAACCUGUGCUACAUGGUGACAAGACGGGAGAGAACGAAACACACCAUCUGUAAACUUCAGGAGCAGAUAUUCCAUCUACAGAUGAAACUUAUUGAGCAAGACCUUUGCAGAGAGCCUUCUGGGAGGAGGUCAAAGGGCAAGAAGAAUGAUUCAAAAAGGAAAGGCCGAGAGGGUCCCAAGGGCAGCAGCCCUGAGAAGAAAGAGAAAGUGAAGGCUGGGCCCGAGUCUGUGCUGGGGCAGCUGGGUCUAUCCACCUCGUUCCCCAUCGACGGCACUUUCUUCAACAGCUGGUUGGCACAGUCGGUUCAGAUCACAGCAGAGGACAUGGCCAUGAGCGAGUGGUCUUUGAACAGUGGGCACCGGGAGGAUCCUGCUCCAGGUCUGCUGUCAGAGGAAUUGCUACAAGAUGAGGAGACGCUGCUCAGCUUCAUGAGGGACCCCUCGCUACGACCUGGUGACCCUGCCAGAAAGGCCCGAGGCCGCACUCGCCUGCCUGCCAAGAAGAAACCAUCCCCGCUGCAGGAUGGGCCCAGUGCACGGACCACUCCAGACAAGCAACCCAAGAAGGCCUGGGCCCAGGAUGGCAAGGGGACGCAAGGACCACCCAUGAGGAAGCCACCACGGAGGACGUCUUCUCAUUUGCCGUCCAGCCCUGCAGCUGGGGACUGUCCAGUCCCAGCAACACUGGAAAGCCCUCCACCACUGGCCUCCGAGAUACUAGACAAGACAGCCCCCAUGGCUUCCGACUUAAAUGUCCAAGUGCCUGGCCCUACAGUGAGCCCCAAACCCUUGGGCAGGCUCCGGCCACCCCGAGAGAUGAAGGUCAGUCGGAAAUCUCCGGGUGCUAGAUCCGAUGCUGGGACAGGACUACCGUCUGCUGUGGCCGAGAGGCCAAAGGUCAGCCUGCAUUUUGACACCGAGGCUGACGGCUACUUCUCUGAUGAGGAGAUGAGCGAUUCUGAGGUAGAGGCAGAGGACAGUGGGGUACAACGAGCUUCCAGGGAGGCAGGGGCAGAGGAGGUGGUUCGCAUGGGGGUGCUGGCCUCCUAAUUCACCCAGGCCCUGCCCUGGUCCCCCUACAAGGCCUCAGCCCAAUCACAACUGCCAUUUCCAACUGCUGAGUGUCUCAGACCCACCACUCUGUCGUGGUUUUAUUUUUAAUAUAGAGAGAGUUCUGAAUUCCACCCCGUUGUCUUUCCUCUGUGCUGGCCUAGGACAUUAGGAUUCCUCCCGUGGCCCCGGCCACGGGGGACUAUACCAGGUUCUAUGUGCCACCCCGGUCCCAGCCCAUGCCACAUCGCUGGGCUUCUGGCUUGAUGUAGACAAGGUGAGGGAGAGAGCUCAGGGCUCCUGCCCACUGCCAUUGGGUGACACAGACUGUCGUUUGGGCAUUAUUUCAUGGCAGAUGGGCCAUCCCAGGGCCUGCCCCGCCUUGUCCCCCCAGGUUGCACUGGGGUCCAUUUUGGGUGGGGAGGUGUCCUGCUGCACUCCGCUGAUCCGUAAGGAAGUAUAUAACAAGUGAUACCCAGCCAGUCUAUUCACUGUCACAAGCACAACGAGUCUCUAUGAGAAAGCACUGAGGGGGCGCAGGGGGCCCACUGGCUCCUGAGUAGCCCACACCAUCUGAGGCCCGCCCUCCCGCCCGCCCGCAACCCCUCCUCCCUUGCUGCUCUGUCCCUGCCAGUGCCCAGCCCAAGCAGCUCUGAGAAAGGGUUCCCUGGAUCCUUCCUGAGCUGUGUUCUUUACUCAGGGGACUCCCCAAACGGUCCUCCCCGUGUACAGGUGGAGGGCUCCAAGGGAGGGCCAGUGCCCAGCCCGGGACUUGGGGCUCAGAUCAGCCCACUGCAGAGAAUCACUCUGGGGCUCUAACUUCCUUCUUUCUUCCUUUGGGGCCAGUCUCGGCCACAGUCUUGCCGUCUCCAUUAUGGAGCUGGCCAGACCAGACCGUUUGCCUUUUGACGUUUCCUAGUCCUGCUAAGAGAUGAGCUUCCUCUUCGGUUUCCUGGUGGAAACAUCCUUCCAACAAGUGUAGUGGGAUCCCGGGGCCCAGGGCAGGCCGAGGCUGGCCUGCUGUGGCUGGUUGAAUGUUGCUGGAUCUUCCUGGAUUACUCUGUCCCUUAGCGCCUUAACCCCUUUCCUUCCCUACUGUACGCCCCCCCUUCCUACUCCUUCCCAAAUCCUUCCUCCUCCAAGCCCCCAGGUAGUACUGAAGAGUUUUGAUGGAGUGGCCCCAGGGUGAUAGAUAGCUCAGGGAACAAAGGAAUUCCGUGAAAACAUUUUUUUUUUUCUUUUAUGAAUUACUCUUGGGUCACUUCUGCCACUGGGAAAGCCAGAACUUCUCCAACCAGAACCUUGCAAAAGUCCAGUGAACCAGUCGAAUCAUUCUGAGAAUGCCAAAGAAUCUUUUGACCAUAAUACACAGCACAGCCCGGACCUGACAACUGUCGACUUGAACUUCCUCUUCAAAGGAAUUGGUUAGCAACAAAGUUCAGAGACUCGGUUAUUGCACACACCUACAGAGAAAGGGCCCAAGGCCUCAGAGGAGGCCGCCGCUGCUGCUGCUGCUGUUGGUUUACGGUCCCUGGGCUGAGCCGCUGUGAGUGUGGUCCUAAACUUUGAGGACUCCCUCCCCCUUUUGAGGGGGGGAGAACCCUGACUGUGAAUCCAGCGUGGUUCCCCCAUUGCCACCACUUAGAUACACAAAGAGCAAAACACACGGGACCUUCACCCACCUCGACUCCAAAACUAUCAAGGUACGACAGUGAGUUUGAGCAAAAUCAGAAGCAAAGAUUAAUGACUUCAGUUUGGGGAUUGGACACACGUGUCUUAUCCAAAUGGACUCCGAGGGCGUGGGGUGGGCUCCAAGGAUCCUGGGCAUCCGGAUGGCAUCGGCUACCACAUAGACUUAGUCUGCCUGCCCGUCUCGGUAGUAGUGACAACUCAGUCGACGUCGGCAUCCCCCGCCCCGUCUCUUGUUUACUGCCUCUGAACAGACCUUCCUCUCACCUGUGCUUUGAGUCACUUCGGGUCGCAAUUUCAUCUGCUGAACUGCCUGGUGGUCUGACCUGUGGGACACGAAGGGCAUGGGGGCUUAAAGAACAAUCAAACGCUGCAGGGGGAGGGAGGGAAGCCCAGUUGUUGUCUGUGACCCCUUCAGUAGACCGAGCCCACGGCAGUCUUCAUCCAGCAGCUGUCUCCACUCCUAAGAUGUCCAUCAGGCUGCAGGGAGGAUGCGGAUGUCCCAUAACCUCUCCCUAGUUCCUCCCAGGCCACACUGUCUCGGGUGUAGAUGGUUUUGCCACACUAUGACCAAGGCACCUUUUCCAGGCCUGAGGCAAUGCCCACUCUUGCCCUCACCCACAACCCCUCUCUAGAGAGGGAGAAAGGACUCUGUGACUCGUUCUGGCUAACGUACCCCUUCCACCUCAUUUCCUCAUCACAGGAUACAGGCUAAUGUGCAAGGAAAGUAUUUUUCUGUAUCAUAAGUGUAUUUUGAAACAAGUAAAAGAAAGAUAGAAUGCUCGUUUACUUUAUUAAAUGGGCUCUGAUUUUGUGAAAGGCGAGAGAGUGAGUUAAGGGCCUCAGGUUUGUUGGAGAAGCCAACCACCCAGGUUCCCGGGCAUGGGUGUCGGACUGUGUGCGUGCGUGUAGCAGAGUGCUGUGCAGGUGUAUGUGCAAUGCAUGGGUACCCUAUGAAACUUGUUGGGGUUUCUAGAGAUUCAACUGCCUGAUUCUACAGGAAUAUGGCAGCAGGUUAGACUUUGGGUUUCCUCACCGUUGUCAUGUAAGGUCACCCUUUGCCCAUACCUGAAGCUCUGCAUAACAAUCCGUGAUCUCUGUAGUAAGACCCUUGAGGCCACUCUCCCGUGCCCUUGGCCCAGCUGGCCACAUUGGCCAAAGAGCCAGAAGUGUUGGAGUCGGGGACCUUUGGUUGUUCUUUAAGCCGCUUCCUGCUGCCUUCUCCCAAGGAUGCACGCUUGUGCUCCAUCCAAAUCAUUUGGGGAUGGUGGUGGGGAAGGUGAUAUGAAUGUCACAGGAGGAGACACCUUCUGUCUUUGUUUCAAAGAAAGUGAUGUGCCAUUUGUUAAUAUACAAGAGAAAUAUUGAAAAAAUAUAUUGAAAAGAGCAAUUUUAAAUUAUUUUUGGCUUAUGUUGCAAUAUUUAUUUUCUUGUAUUAGAGAAGAUUUCUUUGUAGAGAAAAAUGUAUUUUUCAUUACCGCAAAGACCUAUUUCUCCUUUUUGUACAUUGUCCUUGUUCGCGACCCUUAACGAGCAAUAGAAUGUUCGGUCACCCCUGCGUGGCCAGUGCCCACUGUGCCCUGCAUGAUUGUGUUGCUGCUGCUGCUGCUGCAUAGUUUCUGGCCCCGUCCCGUCCUGCUCACUCACUGGGGCAUCCGGAUUGCCGGCCCCCACCAGGGUCUGUGUCUAAGGAGCCCACAGCACUCCUCAUGUGUUGGCAAACUCGGUUAAUAAAGCAAUGUUCUCUGUGCUGGC